UUACUAAACUACCUUUCGCGAAACUUAAUCGCGGACUGUAUCUUUAAGUACAAAUGAGGUACUCGUUUACUGCCGAUGACGUAAUUUCAUCACCACGUGGCUGAAUGCGGAAAUGUAUUGCAACGUGAUAUCGAUUUAGUCGAUUGGUUUUAACAGUGAGAUAUCUGCAAGCCCAUCCUGAACAUGGCAGACGGCACAAGAGAGGAGAAACUCAAACGCAUAAAUGAAUCAAUACGAGCAUUUCCAGACUUUCCAACAAAGGGUAUACUAUUCAGAGACAUUUGUCCGAUCCUUAAAGACCCGAAGUCCCUGACUGCAGUCAUUGACUUGUUCGAGGAUUAUGUCCGGCAAAAACACCAAGACGUUGAUCUCAUCGUAGGUCUGGAUGCACGUGGGUUCCUCUUUGGGCCACUACUGGCUCAAAGGUUAGGAAUAGGCUUUGUGCUCGUGCGAAAGAAGGGCAAGCUCCCAGGCCCCACAGUGUCGGUGGCUUAUGAUCUAGAAUAUGGCAAGGCAGAAGCAGAAAUUCAGGAGGAUGCUGUGGCCCCGGGACAGAAGGUUCUACUCAUUGAUGACUUACUGGCCACUGGUGGUACUCUUAAUGCAGCAUGUGCGCUUCUGAAGAAACAGCAGGCGGACAUAGUGGGCUGUGUGGUGGUGGUUGAGCUUAAGGAUCUAAAUGGCGCAGACAAGAUCAAGCCACAUACUGUGUUCUCUCUGGUGCAAUACUGAAGCCCCAGCUUGACACCUGUUCCGCAAUUUCACAAAUGUUCUCUGGGUGCCACUCACUGUGGUUGUCUUACCAGGCCUGACAUCUGUUCAGUUUUUAAGAGUCUUAUCAUUAUCUUUCUUAGACUGUGAACAUGUCCGUUUUGAGUCAGUGGGUUUUGACACCUUACCCCACCUCCCAUUCUGAUGUGGACGUCUCCCAGUUGAGAGUGAAUGGGGUGAUCAGGGUCAACUCCGAGGCAUUCCACAACAUGUAAAGCAUAUAAGAAAAUAGCUUAAUUUAAGUCUUUCAUUGUUUAUAAUAACUUAAUGUAGAAUCAUUAUUAGGACUGCAGGUGGAAUUAAUGAAGAGAAAUGUGUACAGUAGUACACAUUAAAGGACUUCGAGACGAGCUUAUUUUUGGCACAAUAACACGAAAAUGUGCCUUAAGUAUAAUAUUUCAUGCUUUUUGAAUUUAAUGCAUAACCUAUGCAAAAUUGUUUCUAAAAUGUUGUGCACAUGUAUAGGAACAGAUAUCUUGACACAAACACAAAAGCUAUUGGUGUUUAAGUAAAAAAAAAAAAAGAAUAAAUCCAUCCACUUA
Clupea harengus (Atlantic herring) is the source of this 1313-nucleotide messenger RNA. It is a transcript of the gene aprt, whose product is annotated as adenine phosphoribosyltransferase. Lineage: Eukaryota; Metazoa; Chordata; Actinopteri; Clupeiformes; Clupeidae. The record is from RefSeq and is a predicted model, not a curated record. Gene Ontology annotation, cellular component: cytoplasm. Gene Ontology annotation, molecular function: AMP binding; adenine binding; adenine phosphoribosyltransferase activity. Gene Ontology annotation, biological process: adenine salvage; AMP salvage.